This is a messenger RNA of Triticum urartu, 6059 nucleotides long. NCBI's taxonomy places the organism in Eukaryota, Viridiplantae, Streptophyta, Magnoliopsida, Poales, Poaceae. The record is from RefSeq and is a predicted model, not a curated record.
CUUGAUUAAUGCCGGAGUUUUAUUUGCUGUCCCCAACUGUUUAUAUGCAAAACUUGCCUAACAAGUGGUGGGACUGUAAGUGUCUCACGCUGACUGAUCUUCUACAUAUUUCAGUCAGGCAUCAUGUACUGUUGGUAGCUAGAUUUCAGGUCAAGCCCCACGCCUGCGGCCAUGCCCGGCGACGAGCUCUGCAACCCCUCACUUGCAACACAUGGCGCCAAGAGGAUGGGCGUCGCCACCGAUGGGAUCUCUGCUGCCGUCGGCUCCCACUUCCCCGUCGCCCUCCUCACCGCCGCUGGUCAGAGGAUGGCCUUCAGCUGCUGCUCUUCUCUUGGCCUCGCCGGCCAGCAACACAGCUCCUGUCCCUCCCCGCAGUGCCAUUUCCUCGCCCUCUCUCCAGUUAACGCGGCGACAGUGGCUCCUGGAUCUGGACCAGCGACACAGCCGCCGGACAGCUAGCGCUACAGCUAGCUAGGCCUCCCUAUCAGUCGGCAACUCGGCAUCCAUCACUGGCGCACCGGCGCGUGGUGCGCGCAUAUCAACGUUGUACAUCCCUGCAUCAGAUGGGGAUGUACGCGGAGCUCCGCGUGGCGCAAUGGGUGGUGGGCAAGGCGCUAGCCCCCGUUGCUGACGGCGUGUUGGGGGCUUGGGCAGCCACCAAGAACUUUGGUCCCAACGUUGAGGCCCUCAGCACGGAACUGCUGCUCGUGAAGGCCACGCUUGAGCAGGCUGCCCACAAGGAGCUCGGAGGCCCGGCAAUGGAGAUGCUGCUGCAGAAGCUGCGGGAAUCGGGGCAAAUUGCCGAAGACUUGCUGGACGAGCUGGACUACUUCCGCAUCCACGACGAGCUCCAUGGCACCUACGAGGCUGCCGACGAGCACGGCAAGGGUUGCGUCCGCAACCUUGCCCUCAAUGCUCGCCACACCGUCAAAGCUGUUGGCAAACUAGUCAAUUGUUGCGCUUGGCAGCAUGCUACGCACCGGCAGAGGUCACGCAACAAUCCCUCCUCAUCGUCAAACGUUAAUCAGGAGGUCAGCGGAUGCAUGCCCAAAUUUGGUAAACUCCUCCCUUUGUCAUCUUCCCCACAUCCACAUGUUGGUGAUGAUGACCGUGGCAAUGAACAAGAAACACCAAAGCUUGAGUUUAAUAGGGUUGAUUUCUCUCGAAGGAUGAAGGGCAUUGUAGAGAAACUACAGUUUAUGCGCAAUGAGAUUAACAAGAUUUUGAUACAUUGUGAGCCUAGACCUGUCCUAGACAUUACCCAGAGUCGUCCCAUUACCAAAGGUCGAAUUGAUGAGCCAAAACUAUAUGGGAGGGACCAUGUCAUGAAUAGCAUUAUACAUGAUAUCAUAGAAGGUCAAUACUGUGACAAGAGUGUGACUGUGAUUCCGGUUGUUGGUCCAGGGGGAAUGGGGAAGACUACACUGAUACAACACAUAUAUCGCAGCCAACAAGUGCAGAAUCAUUUCCCAGUCAUGAUUUGGAUAUGUGUGUCGCUCAGUUUCAAUCUGGAUAAGGUGCUAGAUCAGAUUAAAACAUGUACCCCUGCAGUUGUAAAGGAAAAGGUUGGCAGUACAACUGAAGAUUUGAUUGAACAAAGAUUAAAAUCUAAAAGAUUUUUACUUGUACUGGAUGAUAUAUGGCAGAUUAGUAAUGGGGAUGACUGGGGAAAAUUAUUGUCAACACUCAACAAAUCAGAAAAAAAGGGUUCCAUGAUUCUCGUGACAACUCGGUUUCAAGCAAUAGCACAGAAGGUUGAGACAUCUGGCCACUCAAUAAAGCUGAAUGGUUUAGAGUCUAAAGAGUUUAGAAAGUUAUUCCUUGCAUUUGUCUUUGGUGAUGAGCAAUAUCCAAGGGACAAACACUUUUUGCUUGAGACCGGAGAUAAGAUAAUGGAAAAACUGAAGGGCUCCCCUCUUGCAGCAAAGUCUGUUGGUAGAUUACUGAGUAAAGAUCUUAGUUUGCGGCAUUGGAAAAGGGUCCUAGAAAGUAAAGAAUGGGAGAAGCAGACUGCUGACAAUGAAAUUAUGCCUGCCUUGAAGCUUAGCUAUGACUUUCUCCCUUUCCAUCUGCAACAAUGUUUUUCCUAUUCUGGAUUGUUUCCCGAAGAUUACCAUUUUGGAAGCCAUGAGCUCAUCGGCCUCUGGGUCGGACUAGAUAUUUUGAUACCUAGUGGUCAAAACCAAACAUUUGAAGAUAUAGGUUUGAGCAAUUUAAGUGACUUAGUCGUUCAUGGUUUCUUCAGAGAAGAGGGAACUGAUGGUGAUCUCUGGUAUGUUAUGCAUGACCUACUGCAUGAUUUGGCAUUGAAUGUUGCUUCACAUGAUUGUCUUAGCUUACGUCUCUCUGAUGUUGGAUCAAUGGAAAUUCGGUCAUCCAUCUGUCACUUGUCUAUAAGCACAUAUGACUUUGGUGAAUAUGCAGUAUCGUGUGAAAAUUUGAAGAGUGAAAUGGAAGGACUUAAGACUAGAUUUAAGGUUGAACAUUUGCAAACAUUGAUGUUAUUUGGAGAAAUGGAUGAAGGUUUUGUCAAUAUAUUUAGUGAUUUUUUUGGGGAAGUGAACACUCUUUGUGUUCUUCAUUUUCCCAACAUGCUUUGUCCUGUGGAGUCCAUGUUACAUAACUUUUCAGGACUACUCCACCUACGAUACCUAUGUCUAGGCACAGAUGAGAGCCAGAUGCAUUUACCACUUAUCAUCUCUAAAUUUUAUCAUUUAAGGAUUCUAGAUCUUCGGUUGUGGGAUGGCCGUCGUGAUUUACCAGAAGACAUGAGCAACCUUGCCAAAUUGUGCCAUUUUUAUGUCCCAAGUGAUGAUCAGCUUCAUUCUGAUAUUUAUAAUGUGGGAAAACUGAAACUCUUGGAAGAGUUAAAGGUAUUUCAAGUCAAUAAGAAAAGUGAAGGGUUUGAAGCGAAGCAACUAGAGCAUUUGACCAAGCUAAGGGAGCUUGGCAUGUACAACCUUGAGAAGCUAGAUACAACAGAAGAAGCAGCUCAAGCAAAACUGAUGGAGAAAAAAUACUUGAGGAGUUUAACAUUGGACUGGGACAGUAAGCGGUCUAGUGUUGAGCCUGGUGCGGAAGCAGCGGUUCUUGAGCGCCUUCAACCACAUGAAGAUCUUCAAGUCUUGUGCAUUAGAGGGCAUGGAGGCUCUUCUUGUCCAACAUGGCUGGGCGAUGAGCUUGCUGUUGAAGCUCUACAAUCUCUUUGGCUUGAUGGUGUUUCUUGGGAAGUUUUCCCUUCUUUAGGGAAGGCGUGGGAUCUUCGUAAACUGAGGUUGGAGAAUAUUUCUGGACUGAAAGAGGUUAUCAUGGAGAAAAGUUUCUGCAUGCUAGUAAAGCUUGAACUCAUUGGCUUAGGAAGUUUUGAAAAAUGGGUUUACCCAGCUGAACUAGAGGCUUCCCUGGAUGGAGAGCAGUUGCCAGCGGAUACUCAUAUGUUCCCUUUCUUGCAAGUGUUGAUGAUUGAGGAUUGCCCGAAAUUCUUGGAGUUUCCAAUUUCAAACCACAUUCUUUACCCAAAUUGGUUUCCCAAACUACAAAAGCUUCAGAUACAUGACUGUCCAGAAUUCUCGUCAGUGAUUCACAUCUCUUGGAUUGAGAGUCUGCGCCAUGUCAGGAUACGACAAGUAAAGGUGCUAAAGGAGUUUACGUACUCGAAAUCAUCUGAUGGAGCAGAAUUGGAAAUUGUUGGAGAGGGUUAUCUGCAUAGAUUAGACCAAGUGUUAGUUUUUGAUAAAGAAAUAGGAUACCCCAAGCAAUCCCUUCAGAGAUUAAGUAUACGUAAUUCCCGGGCAUUUCUAUCCUCGUUUUCCCGUCACAGUUUCCCUUCCUCCUUGCAGUUCCUGGAGCUUGUAGGUGUGGAGGACUUGGGGACACUUGAGCCCCUCUCAAACCUCUACUUUGUUACUGAAUUAACAGUGUGUUGGUGUGGAGAGGAUCUGAAAUGUCAAGGCUUGCAGUCUCUCCUUACCACGGGGGGCCAUCUCAGGGAAUUAAAAGUCUUAGGCAGCCCUGGUUUCUUUGCUGAUUGGGAUCCCAAUCCUAGACGGGCUUUGGAGAAUGUUGAAGUAGGUGAAGAGCAGCAUACACAGCUUGUUUCAUCCACAUUGCGGAAACUUUACACGGAUGAUGCAGCGGGGCUCCUUUCUGCACCCAUCUGCAGCUUCCUCUCUUCCUCCCUCACCAAGCUGGAACUUAGUGGGCAUGUUACUGAAGGGAUGGAACACUUCAGCAAGGAGCAAGAGGACGCCCUUCAGCUCCUCUCCUCCCUCGAGGAACUUGCGUUUUUGUGUCUCCCAGUUCUUCAGCAACUCCCUGUAGGGCUGCACAACCUUACCAACCUCAAGGUUUUAUCAAUCUCCGAGUGUCUAGAAGUCUCGUCAUUGCCCAAGGAUGGCCUCCCAAAAUCCCUGCAAGAGCUACAUGUGGCCCAUCUCUGCAGCAGGGAGCUAAUACAGCAGUGCAUGGGGCUAGUGGGAACCAUCCCAACAAUCAGAACAUACUACUGAUCCAAGGUUUCAUUCUCUUCACCAUAAUCAGCUGUCAGUCUAGACAAGCUACUCUCUUUUCAUGCCAUUUUAUGAAUACAUUAUACAACACCAUGGACAAGUCACCAGGCACACUGUAUGAAAACUGACUGAAGAUAUGGUUUCCAUGUAAGAAUUAUGGAAAGUUCACAAGACCAUGUUAAUGAAAAAUAAAUAGAGAAUGCAGUAUGGAACUAUGGACUGAACUGGGAGAAGGAAGCAGCUAAUAGUUUGAUUAUAAAUCCCAUAUGUGAAGCUGACAGAAAAGGGGUCAAAGUUGGUAGUCUUGGACUCCUGACUCAGGACGGGCGCGAGUAACUGCAGAAGGUCUAGAUGCCGCUGAACAGUUGAUGGCACCAGAAGGAACACACCAGAAAUGUUCAUCCGUGCGAGAAACGGCUGCGGAGGUGGGUGAUGGAUUGGCUUGCAGCAAGUCCACGGAUUAAUGGUUAUGCAGAUAUAUAGAAAUUUGAUAUGCUCGCGGGUUCCAUACCAACGAAGAAGCGUGGCCUACAACUAGGUGUGACUAGCUCACUGGAGAAGGUUUAGAUGCCGUUGAACAGUACAGGGCACAGAAAGGAAGACUGUACUCAUGGUUCCUGCCAAGAACAGCACGCAAAGACUGCCAUACACAUGCUCGAUGACUCCACCAUUUAAUGGUGUGUGCUUAAAAACACCGGUCAGCAUUCAUUCAUGCGUGGUAAAUAGGCCCCAGUGAAGUGUAACUCUGCAAGCUGGCUACAUGUUGUUAUUAGGUUAACUGGCUUGAAAACAUUUCAGAAUCGGCUGCCAAGGAGGGUGAUGGAUUGACUUAAACCAGGCCGCAGAAUAUCUGAAGCCAUGCCAAGGAAGAAGCAGAAACACUGCCUAGGCUAGAAGCAGAGUCACCUCAAGCUAUCUGAAGUGUUGUCAUGUUACUUGGAAGUUGCUGCGAUGAGUACAUCAUUCACGUUCAUACUGUGUGCGUGAUGGAACCAGACUGCGUCUUCUGAAGAAGAAAUUUCGACACUUGUCAUGUUGUUAACUGAAGAAAUCGACACCCAGCGGUCGGGUGGUGCCAAACCGGGCGGGCUCAUCGUCGUCGACGGUCCGAUCUUCACCUAACGGCAACUUGCCACUUUGCCCAGAGUCACGACACACCGCCACACCCUUCAUCGCGCAUCCAAGAAAACGGCUCUGAAGACUGUAGCUGUUGCUAUUUGAAUUUACUUACCUUUUACCGCCUCCUUGACUGUUCGCCUGCUUUACUUUAUUAGCAUCGUUAAAGUUAAGAUUAUCUUUCCCUGGUUGUAAUGGGUAUAAAACCCACCCCGGAUCUACCUGAGAGAGCCCUGGAGCACAUCCUGCUGCUGCUAUGGUCUCUGCAGAUGUGAAGAUGGAACGGAGGCUACGUAACGUACCUGCCGGCCUGUUGGUGAAAUAAACGGUCAGCUUGUUCGGUAUGUUUUUUGCAUAAGAAGAAUGAAUUAUUGCACUGCCUGCUUGUUCGGUAUGCUUUUUUGCAUAAAUGGUCAGCUUGUUCAGAUGUGAACA